This is a messenger RNA of Oncorhynchus gorbuscha (pink salmon), 3009 nucleotides long. RefSeq names its product mRNA-decapping enzyme 1A-like. Gene Ontology annotation, cellular component: P-body. Gene Ontology annotation, biological process: deadenylation-dependent decapping of nuclear-transcribed mRNA; deadenylation-independent decapping of nuclear-transcribed mRNA; positive regulation of catalytic activity. NCBI's taxonomy places the organism in Eukaryota, Metazoa, Chordata, Actinopteri, Salmoniformes, Salmonidae. The transcript is spliced from 10 exons. Gene Ontology annotation, molecular function: mRNA binding; enzyme activator activity. The record is from RefSeq and is a predicted model, not a curated record. Bases 846 to 2147 code for a protein of 433 amino acids.
AUUGUAUUCAAGAUGGAGACCGCCAGUAAAAUGAGCCUAGCAGCUCUACAACAACAAGAUCCGUAUAUCAACAAACUUCUCGAUGUUACCGGACAGGUAGCACUGUACACCUUUAAUUCCAAAGCAAAUGAAUGGGCUGAUGCUCCAUCCUAGGAGUGGUCAAAGAAUCAACUGCUGCCUUGGACAGUCGGGGAUCCCCAUUGGGAGGACAGGGCGACCCCGCCACCAGAACGGGCCCCAUGGCAGCGGCUGGCUGUGACUGCACGAUUGGAGUGGGGGUCUCCUUAACAAUGGCUAGUCAAAGCUCUUGCUGAGGGGGGUGCAGACCUUGGUGUGCUGGUCUGUGCUCUCUGGAGUUGUUUUCAUCUGAUGGGGAGCUGGGCCUCUCUGGAGUUGUCUUCAUCUGAUGGGGAGCUGGGCCUCUCUGGAGUUGUCUUCAUCUGAUGGGGAGCUGGGCCUCUCUGGAGUUGUCUUCAUCUGAUGGGGAGCUGGGCCUCUCUGGAGUUGUCUUCAGCUGAUGGGGAGCUGGGCCUCUCUGGAGUUGUCUUCAGCUGAUGGGGAGCUGGGCCUCUGGAGAGCAGAAGCGGACCUGGCUCUCCUGUGCUUAUUGCCGAGGGGGCCUAGAGUACGCCCUCCUGAUCUCUUCCCUUUCAUAGAGCAGCUCCUCGUAGUCCUUCUGCAGCUCCCAACUGGAGAGGGUGUGGUCACUCCAUGGUCACUGAGGAUGCCUGGAGCAGGGCUUGGACGAGAGAGGGGUGUAAGCUCAUUCUCGGGAAAAGACCGAAAUUGAAGGCACCUUAUUUGUUUAUGCCAGGUGUGCAUCCCCUCAUCAUGGCUUCACCAUCAUGAAUCGCCUGAGUACAGAGAAUCUAGUGGAGCCCAUCAACAAAGACCUUGAGUUUCAGCUCCAAGACCCCUUCCUGCUGUACAGGAAUGCUAACUUGGGCAUAUACAGCAUCUGGUUUUACGAUAAGAAGGACUGCCAGCGCAUCGCUCAGCUCAUGGUGAAGAUUGUGAAGCAGGAAGCCUUGCAGGGCCACCGGGGCUCCCCAGAGAGGGCUGACGUCCCUGGGAGGACCAAUGGCUGCUCCAAUGACAUCCUGGAGCUCCUCAGCAAGGCCAAGGAUGAGUUCCACAGGACUCAGGCGGGGGAAACAGAGCUGUCCGUUACUGCUGAGCAGAGGGUGAACACCGAGACGCUGAAAUCAGCCGGUGACACUACAGCGCACGCUCACAGCGCCUCACAGCCAGAACAGAGCUCCCACUCUGGCCAGAGGCAGAUCACUGUGGAGGAGCUGUUUGGCAGUUCUCUACCGAAGGAGGCCAACCUGCUGCCAGCCAUGCCCACCCAGAGUUCCACAGACCCUGCUGCCACAGCCCCCGUCAGCUUCCUCCAGGCCCAGAGCUAUGCUCCGCCCAACCCUUUCCAGCCCUUACUGACACCCCGCCUCACAGCAGACCCAGGGGGAAACAACCGGCACCUCACCCCUGGUCUGAUCUCCCUGAUGGAGGCCAGAGGGAGCCCUGGCCCAGGCUACACCCUCUACCCUGUGUUCCCCGGUGGACCUUCAGGGGACCCCCAACCCCAGCACUCUGUGUCCCCACUGUUGGUUACGCCAUCUGGGAUUGAGGCUUGUGGUCCUCCACCUGGCCCUCUGUCGGCCUACCUGGGGAAGGAACCGGCCUACCUGAAACCCAGCCGCUCUGAUCUCCACAAACCCGCCCUCACACCUAGCGUCUUGCCCAGCCCGCUGGCCACACCCCAGAGCUUCAGAGAGCCAAUCACCAAGCCCGCUGCCCUCUGCAGCAUGCCCACAGGCCGUGUGCAGGCUGUCCCUGUGAAGGCGGGUCUUGUGGUACCGGGGGCGGGCACAUCACUUACGGGGGCAAAGCACUCCAUUCUGCUCUCACCAAGCGCCUUUCAGCAUUCUGUUGCCAAGACAACGGAACUGCAGAGGAAAGCUGCCCCUCCCUCGCCUCCGCCCGCAGCCACAGGGGGGGUGGAGCUCCCCCAACCCUCCUACAACAGGAUUCAGUUACAAGACGCACUCAUCCACCUCAUCAAGAAUGACCCAGUGUUUCUCAGUACCAUCCACGAGGCCUACCUCCACAGUCUCUCCAAGGACCUGAGCUACGUCAAGCUAUAGCCUCAUUCCAAACCUGAGGCUGGGCCUGGACACGCCUGGACAGGGGCACCAGCUAACCUAACCUACAGGUACUGGACCACUGGGGGCUACUGCUGGCCAUGUGCAGAGGCACAAACACUCCUAACUUGAGGCACAAACUGGCUCUGUACCUCUGGAGCAGCUAUGUGACUGCAGGAGGAGGACGGGACUCGAAUGUAGGAGGCUCAUAUCAUUGUUCUCCUACCCUGUGUGGAGGAGAAGGUGAAUGGGGACAUGUCACAGUAGUGUCAAAUCAAGUACACACUCUAGUAAGACAUAUUGUUGAUGAGAAAUAAACCCCUGGGGAAGGAGGAUGAUAAUAAGAGUAAACCGUAAACCCUCAUAUUGUCUUGGGAAAGAGCCUCCGGCCCUCUAUGGUGAGGUCAGUGCUUAGGGACUUGCCGUGCAAGCCAAAAUGAAUUCAACUCCAGGUCCACUUCCUUGUUCUUCCUCAGUACAGCUGGGAUUCUACACACAUGCUCUCUCUCGUACCCCCUCUCUCUCGUUCUCAAUCUCUCGUGAUCCUUCUUUCUGUCAUUCCCUCACCCCGUUCAUGACCACCAGCCUCUGUCGCUAUGCCUGUUAAGGGAUGUGUGCAAUAGAUUGCAAUGCCUUUUGGGAGAUUAUAGUUUAAAAAAAAUAUAUAACCAGGCUUAAGUGUGUUUUUCCCAAGGGUUUAGACAGAGAAUUGUUGUAUUCAUGUAGGCCCUAUUACGUUGGGUAAGGCAGUAAAAGCUACUGCAAGACUGUACCUGAGCUAACAGCAAUCAUCAAAAGGAUAAUCUUGUUUAAUAAGGUUGAUGUCCACGCCCCCGUGGAAAUCCAAUUGGUAUAAUGAAUUUUU